Cordyceps militaris CM01 is the source of this 1839-nucleotide messenger RNA. RefSeq names its product zinc homeostasis factor 1. Gene Ontology annotation, biological process: intracellular zinc ion homeostasis; zinc ion transmembrane transport. Gene Ontology annotation, molecular function: zinc ion transmembrane transporter activity. Gene Ontology annotation, cellular component: membrane. NCBI's taxonomy places the organism in Eukaryota, Fungi, Ascomycota, Sordariomycetes, Hypocreales, Cordycipitaceae. The record is from RefSeq and is a predicted model, not a curated record. The coding region runs from base 1 to 1839 and encodes 612 amino acids. The transcript is spliced from 5 exons.
AUGGAGUUUAUUGUCUUGCUAUCGUACCAACAAUUCGAUUAUACUUGCUUUGGCCUGCACAAUCAUUUCGGCCAACAUUGCAGCCCACAUGCCUCGGAGACACUAAACACUGCACAGGCCGCCUGUUGUGACACAUCCAUUGCCCUCGGCGCGCCUGCGCCCUGUAGCAGCCUGAGUUAUCGCAAGCCCUCUCUGCGAGGCGCAUCAACAACCUUGCCCACCAUGGCGUCCAAGUCGGCCAUCUCCAAGAGCACCCGUAUCAAGAUCAUGAUCGGUAUUGAUACGGCCUUCUUCCUCCUCGAACUCAUUUCCGGCUUCGUUGCGCAUUCCCUUGCCCUCACUGCCGAUGCUUUCCACAUGCUCAACGACAUCAUCUCGCUCAUUAUCGGUCUCUGGGCUGUUGUCGCUUCGCAAAAGGAAACUACCGACGAAUUCACCUUUGGCUGGGUUCGCGCCGAGAUUCUUGGUGCCUUUUUCAACGCCGUCUUCCUAAUCGCCCUCUGCGUCUCCAUCAUUCUCGAAGCCCUCACCCGACUCGUCGAGCCUCCCGAGAUCACCCAACCCAAGCUGAUCCUCAUUGUUGGUACUGCCGGUCUCAUCUCUAACCUCCUCGGUUUUGUUGUCCUCGGCGGCCACGGCCAUGACCACGGACACGCCGACGAGGAAGAGGGCCACGAUCACGAGCAUGGCCACUCGCAUAGCCACUCGCAUAGCCAAGACAUUGACGAGGAGCGUCGCAACAUCGCCGAUGAAUCUGGUCCUGUUGAAGAUGUCUACCCCGACGUCGUUGUCGGCAAACUCACUGCCGCCGCCCAAGCCCGUACCUCCUCCGAGAGCCUAGCGCGUGGUCGCCGCCUCUCUGCGAAGAGCCAACAGCACUCGCGCUUCACAAGCAUCGACGACAUGAGCAUCCAUCCCUCCAGCUUCCGCCAGGACAUCAUUGCCGCCGCCGGCAAGCACCAGUCUCCCGCUCCGCUUGACAGCGAAUCCUCCAACGAUGAGCCUACAGCCGACGAGGCCGAGCCAACCGAGACAUCGCCCCUCCUCAACGACUCCAAGGGCAACAAUGGCGCCACUGCUAUCAGACCGCACACUACCAAAACCAAGCACCGAACACGUCGGAACUCGAGCGUCCACGCUGGCCACAACCAUACCCUCCCUCAGAAGGCUGGCAAGACCACUGGCCACAACCACGCCGACAUGGGUAUGAACGCCAUGAUGCUCCACGUUCUCGGCGAUGCCCUCGGCAAUGUCGGCGUCAUCGCCACUGCCCUGGUCAUCUGGCUCACGGAAUGGCCCGGCAAACACUACGCCGAUCCUGCCGUCUCGCUCUUCAUCACUCUCAUUAUUCUGAAGACGUCUAUCCCGCUCACACUCGCAACCUCGCGCAUCUUGCUACAAGCCACCCCCGAGAACAUUAGCAUCAAGGAUAUCCGACAGGAUAUCGAGAGGCUGCCUGGUGUCGUCAGUUGCCACCAUAUCCACGUCUGGCAGCUCUCCGACACCAAGAUUGUCGCCAGCAUGCAUCUCCAGGUUGAGUUCCCCAUCAACACACAUAGUGGCGAAAAGUACAUGCAGCUUGCCAAGCGUGCCCGCAAUUGCCUCCACGAGUUUGGCAUCCAUAGCGCCACCAUCCAGCCCGAGUUCUGCCUCGACCAAGACCACGAGCAUCUGAGGGAUGCUGCUGCGCUGACCCUCGACGGCCAAAACGACCCUACCGCUCCUUGUCUGCUCGAGUGCAUCGACGACUGUCAGGGCCAAAGCUGCUGCACGGCCGAGGGUUCCUCCAAGUCGCCCUCUGUCCGACGUGCCAGCAACUCAUCACAUACGGCGGCGUAA